AACCUGUCGACCUUGCUCCACAACAAUACGUUCGUCUUCCUCUGCCUCGCCGGUACAUCCGAAACUAUGAUCAUGACCGGAAUGGCCACCUUCAUGACGAAAUUUUUUGAGGCACAACUGGGCAUGAGCUCUCCCAAUAUAGCUCACAUUUUGGGAUGUGUGGCGAUGCCUAGCGCAUGCGGCGGGAUUCUUCUGGGAGGUUACUGCGUGUACAAGCUGAACCUGGGCAUCGAUGGCAUCCUGCGCAUGUGUCUCCUGUGCUCGAUCGUGCCCUGGUUCACCAGCUUCAUCCUCCUCUACAGCUGCCCCAACCCGAAAUUCUUCGGUCUCAACCACACUUCCAGCAGGUUCUUUGUCUCCACCGUGACGAACCAAUUUGAGCAGGAUUGCAACGCCUACUGCUUUUGCCCCGUCGAAUUCUACAACCCGGUGUGCGGCAAGGACAACGCCACCUACUAUUCGCCCUGCUUUGCGGGUUGCAAGCGGGAUUACGUUUACGAUUCCUUGAAGGCGUACACGGAUUGUUCGUGCAUCAUGCACGAGGGCGAGCCCUUCGAGGUGGGGAUGGGCGCCCCGGUGACGGCUCAGGCGGACCGGAAAAAGUGCGCCCUGGAGUGCAACGCCCUGGGGCUUUACUUGACCGGCAUCUCCCUCUACAUGUUCUUCACUUUUCUGCUCUACACGCCUGGCGUGUCGGCUACCAUAAGAUGUGUUCACGAAGAUCUGAAAGCACUAUCUCUAGGAUUACAAUGGAUGGCAGUGACACUGUUAGGCGCCAUUCCCGCCGCCACCGUGGUCGGCUUCUUCAUCGACAACAGCUGCGUGCUGUGGAACAGCGUGUGCGACCAGAUCGGCGCGUGCGCGGUGCACGACAACGGGGUGAUGUCGCGCAACCUCUUCACGGUCGUGCUGGUACUCAAGACCGUGUCCGUGCUCCUCUUCCUCAACGCGCUCAUCUGUCUCAAGACCGGCGACUCUGAAAGGCACAGCCACGGGGAGGACUCGCCGGACGGCGAGACAAGUUCGGUAAACGCCACCCACAGCGUCCAGUCCCUCCACAAGAUGGGGGUCUACCACGCGUCCUCGGUGUCUCUUUACUGA
Molecule: messenger RNA, 1101 nt
Organism: Ixodes scapularis (black-legged tick)
Lineage: Eukaryota; Metazoa; Arthropoda; Arachnida; Ixodida; Ixodidae
Product: solute carrier organic anion transporter family member 4A1-like
Exons: 7
Coding region: 67-1101 (344 amino acids)
Biological process (GO): transmembrane transport; sodium-independent organic anion transport
Cellular component (GO): membrane
Molecular function (GO): protein binding
Source: RefSeq, a predicted model, not a curated record